This is a messenger RNA of Physcomitrium patens, 3710 nucleotides long. Its product is annotated as arginine decarboxylase. Gene Ontology annotation, molecular function: arginine decarboxylase activity. Gene Ontology annotation, biological process: spermidine biosynthetic process; L-arginine catabolic process. NCBI's taxonomy places the organism in Eukaryota, Viridiplantae, Streptophyta, Bryopsida, Funariales, Funariaceae. The record is from RefSeq and is a predicted model, not a curated record.
UGGGACCUUAAGGGGCCAAGCUUAGGGGUGUGUUAGAGGGAUCUCUCUUCCUUAUAUACUUCCCACGCCGCUGGGGAUCCUCAUUACUUGCACUUACUUCGUUUGUUCUCAACCCGCUCCUUCCAAUCCCCCCCCGCCCACUCCCCCAUCAUCUUCACCCCGUCCCUUACAAUACCACCGCUACUGCUAUCACACUUGAAUUCCUUGCAGCCAGCCAGCCGCCCCCACGCUUAUCAUCCAACGUCUUCCCACUUAGCCUUCCAACUGUUUGCCGCCACACCCCCCCCCCCCAACGCGCAGCCUUCGAAUAACUCCCCCCCUUCCUCUGCUGCCUUUGUAUAUCUGCGCUUAGUGCCUGCUCUGUCUUGCUUGACUGCAUGCUCUGCGAGUCAGCUCUGCUCUGGCCAUUUCUCGCUCGGCAUUUGGGUGUCUCUGCUAAUCGUCUUCCGUUCUCUUGAGUCGCGAGAGCGUUAAUUACGGUGGAGGGCGCUUUGUCGUUCGAGGCGUGACAACUUGGUGUUUAUUUGGGACAGGAAGGUGAAAGGAAAGAAGGAGGUGGGAUUAGGUGUUUGAUUGCAAGGAAAGACCGGUUGGGUGGUCAGUUGUUGUGAGAGUUCACAAGUGAUUGGGAUUUCUGGUCGGUCUUCCUGAAUAGGGUCGUGCCUUGUUUCUUUCUGCGAAGUAAGAGUCGGGUUGUCGCGAGCUUGUUGCGAUCGUCUGCGUGGCGCUUACUCGGGGACAAUAUUUUUGCUCCCGUAGUUGGUUUUUGGGUUACUGUUAUCUGGUUUGAGCUCUUCUUCCGUGACUCAGGAAUCGGUUUAAACCUUCAAUCCUGCUAAGGUGUCGUGUAUCGUUCUUUCUCCAAUAUCUGCCAGUAUUUGGACGCUUAUUUUCCGCGUUUCCGAUAAUUCUUCGCCCAAUACCAUUAGAAGUUUUUCUUCUGCGCAGCUCAAUGCUGCUGCUGUAGCGAGUCUAUUCUUUCCCGUUAAACCUUGAGCUACUCUUGAUUCCACGCUUGUUCUCCGGAGAAAUUGGCAUCUAUUUCUUUCUGCUUGUUGGGGUCGCAUUGUUCUUUACAGAUUUAGUUGCUUCACGCUAUCUGGUUCGCGCGCUUGUCCGUCAGGCCUGGCCUGUUGUUUGUAGCACAAGAAAGUCGCUCCCUAUCGUUCUCUCUCCUCCCCCGUGUUAUACCAGACAGCCCUGCUGGCGACCUCAAGCAUUUCCGCGUUUGCCCCCGCCGCUGCUCUCAACCUCUCUGGUUCCACUCAGCCUUUAGAAAAUUGAUUCAGUAGCGGUCGAGCCGAGGCUGCGGCCUCGGCUGCUAGCCAGGAGCGUGCUGCGCCGUAUUCUGCACCCAUCUUCCCGAAGGAAAAAAUGCCCCCCCUAGCAGACCCCAUGCUUUUUGACCCUUCUUUCGAGCUCACCAGUUCUCUCUGUGUGAGGCCUUUUAAACCAUGGUCUGUCCAGAGCUCUGCGCAGCUUUACCGUGUGGACGGAUGGGGAGCCCCUUUCUUCAAGAUUAACUCCCGUGGUAACAUGGCUGUGCGACCUUACGGUGCCAAGACCGCCCCCAACGACGAGAUCGAUCUCAUGGACACCGUUCACAAGAUAGUCGCGAGCCAGGACAACAUCACCAUGCCUCUGAUUAUCAGGUUCCCGGACAUUCUCAAGAACCGGAUGGACACCUUACAAGCGGCCUUCGAUAGAGGUAUCACGCGUCAGAGGUACGCAGGACGCUUCCAGGGUGUUUUCCCAGUUAAGUGUAACCCUGAUCGGUAUCUAAUUGAAGAGAUCGUUUCUCACGGCCGCCGUAUCAAUUUCGGACUCGAAGCUGGUUCAAAGCCAGAGCUUCUAAUGGUCAUGGCUGCUAUGUGCAACGCUAGUACUACUGCAUUCUUGAUAUGUAAUGGCUACAAGGAUGCAGAGUACGUGAAAAUGGCGCUGGCAGCUCGUAGUAUUGGCCUCAACACUGUGAUAGUUUUGGAGCAGUUGGAAGAGCUUGACAUUGUUAUCAAGAUGAGUAAGCAGCUACAGAUUCGGCCCGUCAUUGGUGUUCGGGCGAAGCUGAGCACUAAACACGCAGGUCACUGGGGCGAAACCUCGGGUGAGAAGGGGAAAUUUGGUCUGUCCACUUCUGAGAUUGUACAGGUUGUGAAGCGGUUGCGGAAGGUUGACAUGUCGGACUGCUUGCAGCUUCUGCACUUUCAUAUCGGCUCUCAGAUCCCUUCACUCAGCAUUGUAAGGGAGGGCGUUAGUGAGGCUGCUCACAUCUUCUGUGAGCUGGCCCUCAUGGGCGCCAACAUGAAGGUUAUCGACAUUGGAGGAGGGCUAGGUGUGGACUAUGACGGGACUCACUCCUCGUCUUCGGACAUGUCCAUCGGAUACAAUAUGGAGGAGUAUGCAGAAACAGUUGUUGAGGCAAUAAAGGAAGCCACCAUUCAGAAGAAUGUUAGUCAGCCUACUCUGUGUUGCGAGAGUGGCCGUGCGCUCGUCUCGCACCACUCGGUUCUUGUGUUCGAUGUCCUUUCGGCUCACAAGAAUGGCGGGAGUGCCUGCGACCGAGGAGUCUCUUACAAUAUUGACGGUCUUCCUGAAGCUCUGGCAUAUUUAAGGGACGAUCUUGUAAGGAGUGUUGAUGAUGGUGAUCAUGAAUGCAUUCUGACAUGUGCGAAGAAGCUGAAGUAUGAAAGUACCCGUCUGUUCAAACAGGGAUUACUUGGCCUCGAGGCUCGUGCAGCCAUUGAUGAGUUGUUCGAAAUUGUCUCCGUCUUCGUUGACCAGAAGGAAAGUGAUGCUAACAUGGACCAGAAUGGUUGCGGUGAUCGACCCGGAAGUCAUAAGGCGAGCAGCGAUUAUUACACCACGUAUCACAUUAAUUUGUCCAUCUUCAAGUCCAUUCCGGAUAGUUGGGCCAUUGGCCAGCUCUUCCCCAUUGUUCCUCUUCAUCGUUUGGAGGCUGAGCCGACUGAGAGAGUCAUUCUCUCUGACCUUACAUGCGACAGUGAUGGAAAGGUCACGACUUUCAUUGGGAAUGACAAACCUGGUGCGGAGACAGCGAAGCAUCUGCCUGUUCAUGAGCUUGAAGGUGACAAACCCUAUUACAUGGGGAUGUUUCUCGGAGGAGCAUAUCAGGAAGUGCUUGGAAGCUUGCACAAUCUCUUCGGUAAUCCACAUGUCAUUCAUGUUGUGCCGUCGAAGAGCGCGGGUGGCUUCCGUAUUUCCAAGUUUCUCCGAGGUCAGAAUUUGGCGAAUGUAUUGUGCGCGAUGAAUCAUGAGCCACACCUGAUGUUUGAGAACCUCAAAGAACGAGUGGACGGUUAUUUGGAUGGAACGUAUGAGAAGGAAAUCACUGCAGAGACUUUGAUGUCCAGCUUCACCUCUUACACAUACCUUGCCCCAGAGAGGAGCUGUGCUUUUCAGCUCAACAAGAGUUUCUACCCUUAAGGCACUGGCACAUUGUGUUUCAUAGUAUGCCUUUUUUGCAGAAUGUUACGUUUCGCUGUCUAGUUAUACAGAUUCAGGCAUGGGCUUUGCAGGCACUGUGGGGUUGACAGUAUCCAUGGUGUCUGGAGAACAUUGUUUUCUUGCCCUCUUUUACAAACAUUCAUUUUACUCAAGACGCUGCAAUUCACCAAUUGCGAAGUUGUGUAUUUUGUCCUUGCACAGUAACCUUUUUAUUUUAAAAAACAUUUCUCUCUUUUUCUUUCAAA